This is a messenger RNA of Clonostachys rhizophaga, 2088 nucleotides long. The record is from the annotation of a GenBank genome assembly. Lineage: Eukaryota; Fungi; Ascomycota; Sordariomycetes; Hypocreales; Bionectriaceae.
AUGAAACCCGACCUCAGUGUGUCGCCUGCGUUCAGCGCGGGCUUCAACGAGCAGCGGGUUGGUUUACCAGAGGACUCGCGUCACGGCGACACGAAAAGAGGCCUGGAAGGAGGUCGCGUGACCAGGGAGUCGUCUGCCUUCGAUUCAGGAAACACGAUUAUCCACGUCAGUGGCGAGCAGCCCGAAUAUUCUUCUAAGACAUACGAAAACACACAUCUUCCACCUCAGACGGACUAUAUGAUAUCGGCCAAGAUCUUCAGUGUUUCCCGAGUUGGCGAAUCAUCAUUCUCAACUUGUGGCAGCGUAUUAAAGCCGAUAUCUAAGCCUUCUUUACCUUCUCUGGACGAGUAUGCGCCUGGAUUGCAACUUCACGAAAUCACAAGACAGUGGAAAGAUGAUACCAUUGGUCCUGCCGUUCGAACCGUCGGGGAUAUUGUUCGACCCAAGUUCUUCCACCAUAGCGACUUUGGAGGCGCCGGAACUGAACGCGAUAGUGGCUCCGGCCACUUCUCGAGUCAAUCCUCUCCAAACCCUAUACACACCCCUUCAAGUUCGACCAGCCAUUCACACUCGUGGGGAGAGUCACCAAGAUCAGCAGGUGACCACUCGAGCUCUCAACCUAGAUCUUUCCCCCUGCGGCCUGAGGUAGAGGAGGCCCUUCUCAUGUAUUUCAGUCAGCAAGUCCUCCCAAGGACUCCAGUUGGUGUAACUUUUCCCCAAUGGUUCUACAAAAACCGCUGUUUUCGGGCGGCAGUUCUAGCCCUUUCCUCGAGCUUUCUUAAAUUGGACCGAAAUCGAGGCAACAGUCAUGACAUCGCGAAGGAAGCAGUCCAUGCAUAUGGACGUAACGACAAAAUAAAUUGGUUAUACUAUGACACGGCUGUCAAGACUCUCAAUGAGCAGCUGGAGAGCCCACACAAAGAGGACCUGGAACAGCUAGCCGGUGCGGCAUUGCUCCUGGCUUAUCAUGAUAUUGAAGUAGGCACCCCUCUCGGUGUGAGAAAUCAUGCAUGCGGGCUUGACGCACUCGCCUCUCGGAUGGACUUUAGCACUUGCUCAACCCCGGGCUUGUUUAAAGCAUGGAGGAUGCUUCGCUGCGAUCGGAAGUUCUCAAGCCUGGCAACCCGUAAAACCAUAACUGCUGUUGAUGCAUAUGACAUGAGCAGUGUUCUUGAUCAACAGAUCGCGAUCCGAGAGGUUUUGAUUGGGCUUUGGAAACUUCACUCACGAUACUUCAUGGAAGCUACGUUUUUGUCAAACCCACAAAUGGACUCUUCACAACUGCCACUCUUUUCAUCUACAGAUGCGGAUGAAGAAGAAAGCAACAUUGUACCGAGUCCGUCCGAGCGAGUUAGCCAGUGGCUUCAAUUGGUCCUCAACAGAGACUGUGACGUCCACCAGGCUCAACAGAAAGACUUUUAUUCCGACAGCCUUACUCAGCAUAUGAUAAAUCAACAGUGUACUUACUUCGCUAAACAGCUCGGCCAGUGGUACGAAGGGGUUGCGGAGUCUGACCUACCAAGGGUCAAAAUUGGUACUGAUUCGGAUUUUGUGACAAGCAAUUCCAUCUCGGAUGUGUUGGUAACAUAUCAGCUUACCAACGAGAGCAAGGCCCUUGAUCACAUUUUGUACUUGCUGUCUCGGAUGAUUUGCAAUUAUCUCCGAUCUGUGUUCAACCCAGGGGCAGUUGCUCCUGUCUCGGAAGCCUGGGCUAAAGUGAUCCUCGGGAUCAUUUGCGGCAUGAACUUCACUCGUCAGAACUUCACGCUGUUCCGUGUUGAUAUGCUACUCCUCAUCACCGCGCUUUUAAGUGAGGGCACUCGGGUUGUGAUGAUAAUUUUAGAGCAUGUAAUCCCCUACAUCAAGAGCAUCGAUGAGGCCGACCCAGGAUUCUUUACCUGGUCGUACUUGAGGACCAUUCUCCAUCUCAUGAUACAAGAGAGGCUUCAAGGAAGGACAAUCCGUCUGAUAAUUGAUGACUCCAUCCAGGACUCGGAGCAGAGACAUACAGCUGUGAGACAUCGACUUGUUGCUUUUGGGGACUUCAGCGGGCAAGGCCAGUUUCGGGAUGUGUACAGCGUGGAGUGA